Molecule: messenger RNA, 1674 nt
Organism: Aspergillus chevalieri
Lineage: Eukaryota; Fungi; Ascomycota; Eurotiomycetes; Eurotiales; Aspergillaceae
Gene: ALG12
Product: dolichyl-P-Man:Man(7)GlcNAc(2)-PP-dolichol alpha-1,6-mannosyltransferase
Exons: 3
Coding region: 1-1674 (557 amino acids)
Biological process (GO): protein N-linked glycosylation
Cellular component (GO): endoplasmic reticulum membrane
Molecular function (GO): alpha-1,6-mannosyltransferase activity
Source: RefSeq, a predicted model, not a curated record
AUGGGCAGAGAUAUUGUAUUCCUGUUCCUUUUUCUCCUCAUUCCGGGACUGGUCCUACUCCAUCUUUUGGUUGCGCCCUAUACUAAAGUCGAGGAGUCAUUUCACGUCCAGGCUAUUCAUGAUAUUGAAACAUAUGGUAUUCCAUCGCUUGAUGAGGCUACGAACUAUCUUCAGGAACACUAUGACCACUUCAAGUUCCCCGGUGCAGUGCCCCGGACAUUCAUUGGGGCGUUGGUGUUGUCGGGACUGUCAAGACCGUUUAUCUGGUUGAAUGAGAAUGCUGACAGGCAGGUCUUUGCGCGAGCCAUUCUGGGCCUCUUCAAUGCAUCUGCCCUGAUGUCAUAUGCGUCCGGGAUAGAACGGGCAUUUGGGCAGCCUACGGCCAUUUGGUACCUGUUCUUCCAGACUAGUCAGUUCCAUGUCCUUUACUAUGCCUCGAGGACAUUGUCCAACAUGUUCGCGUUCGGGAUCUCAACUCUGGCAAUGCGGUUUCUCCUCUUCGAACCCGGUGUCCGUCACAAACACAGGGCCCAGUGCCGGUUUUCCCUAUGUCUAUUGACCGUGGCUGGUAUCAUCUUUCGAUCGGAGUUGGCUCUUUUCCUAGCGACGCAUACGCUUUUCCUCCUUCUGACGGGUCGUGUCAGUUUACUACGGGAUGUCAUACCCGCCGGGAUCCUGGGGCUCUCUAUCGGCCUGGUAUCCACAGUGUUCGUGGACUCGUUCUUCUGGCAGCAAUUCCCUCUCUGGCCGGAGCUGGCGGCUUUCAAGUUUAAUGUGGUUUCGGGUGGAGCGUCCGCUUGGGGCACCCAGCCCUGGCACUUUUACUUCUCCAACUCUAUCCCUCGUCUUUUGUUGAAUCCUUGCACUUAUCUCAUUGGAAUCCCGGUAGCGUUCAGUCUGUCCUCGACACGCGCAGCAACAGCUUACCUCCUAACCCCUUCAUUGGCGUUCGUGGCGUUGUUUAGUUCUCAACCGCACAAGGAAUGGCGCUUUAUCCUAUACGUCAUCCCACCACUCACAGCUGCGGCUGCUCUGGGCGCUUCCUAUAUCUGGACGCAUCGGACGAAGUCUAUCAUCUACCGCUUAUUGUCCAUUGUCAUGGUCCUUUCACCACUAGCCUCCUUCGCCAUCUCAACAUUCGUUCUCCUCCCUUCGUCAGCAGCUAACUACCCCGGCGCACACGCUCUGCGCGCUCUUCACGAGAACCAUGCGGACACUUCUUCCCAAUCCGAAGUCUCAGUCUACCUGGGUAACCUCGCCUGCCAAACAGGCGUGACCCGUUUCCUACAAGUUCCAUCAAACACCCCCAGUACAGUCUGGAAAUACGAUAAGACUGAAGACGAAACCAUUAAAUCCUCCUCUACUUUCUGGAACCAGUUCGACUACGCACUUAUCGAGGCUGUAGGACCUGAAGAGUGUAAACUGACCUCGUGGGCCGUCUCACGCUGGGAAAACGUUGAAUUGAUCAACGGUUUCGCUGGGAUUAGGGUCCUUCGUCCUGGUGAAAAGGCAAAGGGGUCCGUUGAGGAGAGUGCUCUGAGGAGGCUUGGUGGUGAGCGUGCGAUUGGAGCUUGGGAGAAGGGACGGGAGUUGGUGAGAAGGGUUGUUACGAGGGGGUGGUGGGUUGAGUUGAGGAUGGAGCCUAGGAUUAAGAUCAUGAGACGGGUUGAGUAG